Chrysochloris asiatica (Cape golden mole) is the source of this 1029-nucleotide messenger RNA. RefSeq names its product transmembrane protein 19 (gene FAABTP). Gene Ontology annotation, cellular component: membrane. The record is from RefSeq and is a predicted model, not a curated record. The coding region runs from base 61 to 1029 and encodes 322 amino acids. The transcript has 6 exons. NCBI's taxonomy places the organism in Eukaryota, Metazoa, Chordata, Mammalia, Afrosoricida, Chrysochloridae.
AUCAUAUCCUUAUUUUCCACGACAGAUCUUGACGACAGUAUAUGCAAAGGAUAUAUAAAGAUGAUAACCAAUAUAGUAAUAUUGAGCCUGAUCGUUUCUAUUUCAUUAGUAUUUUGGAUUAUGUCUAUGACUGCAAGUACCUAUUAUGGUAACUUGCGGCCUAUUUCUCCUUGGCGUUGGCUAUUUUCUGUUGUUGUUCCUGUUUUGAUUGUCUCUAAUGGUUUUAAAAAGAAAAGUUUAGAUCACAGUGGAGCUUUAGGAGGACUGGUGGUUGGAUUUAUCCUAAGUAUUGCAAAUUUCAGCUUUUUUACCUCUUUGCUGAUGUUUUUCGUUUCUUCUUCGAAACUCACUAAAUGGAAGGGAGAAAUAAAGAAGCUUAUAGAUUCAGAAUAUAAAGAAGGUGGGCAGAGGAAUUGGGUCCAGGUGUUCUGUAAUGGUGCUGUACCCACUGAGCUGGCUCUGCUGUACAUGAUAGAAAAUGGCCCUGGAGAAAUCCCAAUAGACUUUUCCAAGCACUACACUGCUUCUUGGAUGUGUCUAUCUCUCCUGGCUGCACUCGCUUGUUCUGCUGGAGACACAUGGGCCUCAGAAAUUGCCCCCGUUCUGAGUAAAAGCUCUCCAAGACUGAUAACAACCUGGAAGAAAGUUCCAGUUGGGACCAAUGGAGGAGUUACAUUAGUGGGCCUUGCCUCCAGUCUCCUUGGUGGUACCUUUGUGGGCAUCAUAUACUUCUUCACACAAUUGACUUUUGUAAAUGAUUUAGACAUUUCGGCUCCUCAGUGGCCAAUUAUUGUAUUUGGGGGCCUGGCUGGAUUACUAGGAUCAAUUCUGGACUCAUAUUUAGGAGCUACAAUGCAGUUUACUGGUUUUGAUGAAAGUACAGGGAUGGUGGUCAACAGUCCAACGAAUGAGGCGAAGUAUAUAGCAGGGAAACCUAUUCUUGAUAACAAUGCAGUGAAUCUGUUUUCUUCUGUCCUUAUUGCUCUCUUGCUCCCAACAGUUGCCUGUGGCUUGUGGCCCAGGGAGUGA